Molecule: messenger RNA, 6202 nt
Organism: Bursaphelenchus okinawaensis
Lineage: Eukaryota; Metazoa; Nematoda; Chromadorea; Rhabditida; Aphelenchoididae
Source: the annotation of a GenBank genome assembly
AUGAAUCACCGCAACGGUGCAGACUUUCUGCACUGCCACAACUGUCAUCGGGUAGGGUUUUGUUGUGUUUUUGUUGGUUUUUAGGUACUUGAUGAGGAAUUUGACCAGAAUUCUUGUAUGAUGUGGAUGGGUUUCUUUAAUUUGAUGUUUUGGGAGGCAUUUACUUAUCUUCUGUUUAAAAUUUUAUUAGAUUUUUUUAUAUCAACCAUGCUUUUUCAUGGUUAAUAUAGGAAAAAAACUGUUUUUUGAAACAAGAGUUUUGUGAUUGUUUGGUGUUUUUGAGUACUUGUAAGUUUUUUAAUGUUGAUUAUUUACAGGUAUUUUCAAGCGAACGGGAACCAAUCAAUCUUCCUAAUUCUGUUUGUUGUAAACCGUGUGUAAGGCAACUUAUCAAGAAUCCGGAUCUUAAGGUAAGUUUUAUCUAUAUUUUGCCUGGUCUUAAAGUCGCAAAAGUAUUAUCGUUAUGUUGAAAUUCAAUGUCUACGUCUUCUGACUGUAAUUGUUCAAUUUCUAGAUAAAAUGUCAUCGAGAUGCCGAAAAGUUUCCAGUGAAUUCAUCUUUCCUCCGAAUCCUCGGCAUUUCAACUCAAAGCGGAUCUUUGUCAAAUUAUGGUAGAGAAGGAAUUGAGAAAGACAUACUCAGGAAGAUUGACAAUAUCUUCAAACGCUUCUGUGACUAUUUUCAAGUUUGUGAUGAAGAUGGCACUUUUGAGAUUCAGAAUGACAGUCUUUCAAAGUUUGUGCAAAAACGACUUGUUUGUGUACUCUCAGCACCAGUACUGCUGCCAGAAGGUCGAUAUUAUAUUGUCAAGUGUUCGAAGAGCAUUGUGGAGAGAGUUGUCACUGAAUUGGUGUUGAGUCGACAGACUUCUGCUCACAUUUCAUCAGCUCUGUGGUCGGCCGUCAGAACGAGAGGAUGCCAGUUUUUGGGGCCUCGUAAGUGUACUCUAAUUGAAGAUGUUAUGUUUCUUUUACUUUACACUGAAACCAUAAAACAUAAUUUUAUUAAUAUCGGCCGUAAAGUUAAGCUUGAACUAUGUUUUAGAGAACAUAAUAUAGUUUUUGCUCAAUAACCAUGUUUUAAUUUCAUUUUUUUACAGCGAUGCAAGCAGAAGUCCUACGUUUAGUAAUACAAGCAUUGUCAGAUGGAGAACUAAUUGCCAGAAAGGCAUUGGUCCUUUAUAUUGUUGAAUCGAUGGCCGAAACCUUUCCUCAAGUCUCAAAAACUUGUGUCGGACAUGUUGUACAACUUCUCUACCGCGCCAGCUGCUUUAAUGUAUGUUUUUGGGUUUUAUUUUCAACUUUUAGGUUAUGAGGGCAGAUGAAAGAAAUAAAUGGUAAAAGUGCAAAUAUCUCUUUAACAUUUUGUCAUUUUUUAAAUAUAAUAAUUUUUGCUUUUUUAGGUAACAAAUUCUUUCACAAUCAUUUUAAUAUCGUCUUUUUCUUUUAGGUAAUAAAAAGAGAUGGCGAAUCCUCACUCAUGCAAUUAAAAGACGAAUUCCGAGUGUAUCCAUCCUUGCGACGUGAACAUGAUUCCCAAAUUGUUCAAAUAGCCCUAGAAGCUGGCCUAAGGAUUGCUCCAGAACAAUGGUCUCAACUAUUAUAUGGAGAUUCAGUCCACAAACAACAGAUGGACUCUAUUAUUGAACAACUUGCCGAACCACACACGCUAACACAGAAUGAGGAACAAGCACUACGAGGUAUUCUACAAGAAGGUGAAGAUGGACAUAGAACUGAACAGGUGAUUCGAGCAAUCCAGGACGUCAUGAAGGUGGAAAUGCACGACAAAAUGAGUUAUUCCGAUGUUGGUCAGAUAUUGUCUAACUUGGAAACAAUUGUGCAGAAAUAUGCUAUGAUUGCCAAGGGGUAUGUUGGGUUGGUGUGGUGUAUUUGGGGAUAAUUUAUGGAAUUUUAAGCUGUUUUUCAAAUUUUUGGGAUGUAUUUUGGAAAUUGUGAAUUUUUUGUACAUUUUUUGAAAUUUUAGAAAGAACCAAGACUUGAAAAACUUGAGAAGGCCUGAAAAGGUCGAUGGAGUUGUUACUGGACAAAGAAUGUACAAGACAAGGAUUUGCAGGUAAGUAAAAAUCUUUUAUCAGAUUGUGCUGAAGUAGUAACAAAUGAAAUUGCAAAGGUCUGGAGGUUAAAUAAUAUCGACCUUUUUAUUUUUCAUAUUUAUGCAUUUGUUUUUAGGGACAUACUAAAUGGUCGUCCAUGUCCAAGAGGUGACAGGUGUAAUUAUGCCCAUAAUCCGAACGAGGUCAGACAUAAUGGUGGACAAGGUAAAUUUUAAAUUUUGAUCUUUUUUUUCAAGAUUACAACUAGGUUUUGGUCUUCCCUUUCUAAGCCAAAAGCUAAUGCAACUCUUCUACUUAACCUUAUAUUACACUUGGUUUUGUAUCACUUGUUAAUGACUCUUCUGCUAUUGACCGUUUUACUUCAUUUCAGCUAUGCCCCUAGAGCCAUCAGGUCAAAUGCUGAUCCAGCCUCCCUUCGCACCAGCUCCAAUAGAUCCGUUAGCUUGCCAAUUUAAUGAUAUGGUUCAAAUCGACAAUCAGCAGCCACAACAGCUGGUACCACACGAAAUGGUCGAACAAAGCGUUAUUCUGGACAGUGGGUUGGCACAAGCAGCAGCUGCCGCGGCUGCUAAUGGAUCUGCACCACCAGUCGUGGUACCAGUGGUAAUGCACCAUCAAGACAUUCAAAGUGGACUAGUUCAACCAAGCUUUACCCAUGGAUUAAUGGUGAGAAUGUUUUCUAAAUGUUAUGUUGAUUUUAUUUGUAUUUUUAUUAUGUUAUGAAAAAGCUUUUGUUUUACGGUAUCUUUAUUAUUUUUUUUUGUUUUUGAAAUUUUGAUUAUUUUUAAAAUUUCAGUUUCCCAAUGAUGAUCCAAACUCUGGCGGAACUCUAAUCCUCCCCACCGACACCACCAACCCCUCUGUAGCACCAGCUCCAAUGCAACCCGUCCAAAUGGCACCAGUUAUGCCAAGUGACCCAGGAAUGGUACCAGUUUUGUCCAACACAAUGCUGGUCCAGCCCUCAAUCCCACCAACAGUCCAGACCACCAUCAACGGAGCACCCCUACAACAAAUGCCUGCCCAAAUAUCUCCGAUGAACGCUGGCCUACCCCUUAACCCAAUCCAGCCUCUUCAGCCGGGAGCACCUCGAGUUCAACCAGGCCUUCAGCACGUGCAACAGAACAUUCAACACGUUCAGCCGAACAUGCAGCAAAUGCCACAAAACAUACAACCAAUGGCACCUAACCUUCAACCAGUUCAGCCACCCAUGCAGCCGGUACCAACAGCACCAAUUGGUCCCCUUCAGAUGGGUCCCAUUGCCCCACCGUCGAUGAUGUUCAACCAGAACUCGUUCUGGUACUCGGAACAGUGAGUUGGUCUUCUGACAGAUGCUCCAUCUGCCUGUCUUUGUGCCCCGUUUUCAUUCGAAAUACUGUAGUUUUCGGAGCACGGUAGUGUGAACUUGCUGCAAUAUUUUUUGCAGUAGUUUUCCAGAUUUACAGUAUUCUUUACAGUAGCUUUUUUUGUAACUUUAAUCAGCUCUAAGGGCUGUGAAAGGUACUGUAACUCUAUAUAAUACUUUUUUGAAUGAUUUAGCACACUUCAAGGCAUUUGAGUAUUGUAAAAAGAUACUGUAGUUUUGUAACUGCACGAGGGUGAUUUUUCUAAUAUUUACAGAGUAAUUCUUACCUACUAUAAGAUGUUUUAACUAUCCUAUUACGGUUUUACAUUAGCCUUAGCACUGCUUGACGUUUUUAGGCACUAGCGGUUUCUUAAAGCAGAUUCAUUAAUUUUUUCGCUUUUUUUCAAACUGAUGAAAAAGCGAAACAAUUAGUAGAUCUUAAGUAUUUAUACUUCAUAGUAACAAAAAGUUACUAUGAAGUUAUUAGCGAGUUUUACCUAACCAAUAGCAGUUCUAACACGUUUGUAACCAUAUCACAGUGUAGCAGUUACACAGUAUGUUGUCUUACACCAACACCACCCCUGAAAAUCGACCCUCCGAAUCGCCCCCCCCCUCUUAUAUUCGUCUACAAUAAUACACAACCGCCGUGUCCGUUGGUUUCCAUGAAACCCGCACGUCGUAUCUUGUGUACCUUGAUAUCUAAUUGUGUUUAUAUAUACAUUUUGAAUGUUAUGUUGUCAUUCGUAUAAACCAGCCAAAAUAUUUUGGACUCGGAAUUUUGUGAAUGCAAAUGUAUUACUGUAACUUUUGAUUACGAUUUAAGCCUAGAAGAGGUUAGAAUAUGUUGCUAUACCUAAAAUUGAUUAGUUAGUGUACCUUUUUUCUGUCUAGAACUGAAGAGAGAGCGAAUUAAGCAUGUGUAAUAUAGUAAAAUAGUUAAAUAUUAUCAUAGGUAAUAUAACGUAAAUCGAAAGGAUAAUAAGUAGAUAUUUGGCCACACUGGAGGUCACAAUUUUGUAAUCUUUCUGUCACAACAACUUGUUUUUGUUUGUAUUGUUUUAGCAUUUAGAAACGAAAAUUGUUGAUUUUUUAUAGACAGCCUGUGACCAAGUCUCUACAACCUGCGAGUGACAAGUUAUACCCAAAAUAACAAAAAUGUUACUUUUUGUAAAAAUGCUUUUAAUUCUCAAAAAUAGUUGGUUAUGCGAACUUAAAUUGACUUUAGAAUUGAGGUUUUAGAUAGGAAUUUGGCCAAAAUUUUAAAUAAACCUGAUUAUUGUUCGAUAUUGUUGUUGUUGCUUUUGUGGUGCACAUUUCAGUCAACUCUAAAUGUCAGUAUGUUUUACUUUUUCAUUUAUGCCAGUGUUAUUAGUAUUAUUGCUUUUAGUCAACUGCCCAAACUCGAUUACAAUGACAAUCGGCCAAGUUAUGGACAACAGUUUGGUCAAGGACAUCAGCGACAUCUGGAGACUCCGAUGCGUUUCCCGGACUCGAUAUGGGAGAUCACGGACGACCAAGUUCUGUUGGCUAGACGGCACGAAAUUGUCUCGUAGGUUUUUUUUUUGAAUAAUUUGAUUAUUUUGAGGUAUUUUGAUAUUUUUGGGUAACACAUUGUUUCGGUGUCUAAAUAGGUAAUAAUGACGUUCUUACAGGUGUUUAAAUCAAAUGCGAGAUGACAUAAAGACUGUGGAGGAGGAUGAUGACAUUAGAAGGUAAAUUAUUUUUUAAAUUUUCAUUGAGCUAUCUUUUACUGUUGAUAUUUUGUAUUACUAUGCACUACAAAAUAGAAAUACUACUAUAACAUAGACAAAACAUUUAUCAUGCUAAACCCGCUUUUUCAGCCACGUAUCGUACACUGUAGCCAAUUUCGUCCUCUUCGACGAUGUAGACGUUCCAAAUACCAAGCUCGAACUACCGCCCCUCCCCUCCCUGAAUACCCUGCCCAUCUCCUUCGCCGACUCAGUGGUCGUUCCUCCUCCAGUUUUCAGCGGAACCAGAGACCUGUGUGCGCCGAGAACCGAGACCAACUCCAGAUUGGACUCUAUGAGUUCAGAUUCCCACUCACUAUCGACUCCAGGCCAAGAAUCGCCGACUAAAAAGCUGUCCCAGUCCAGUCAACCAUUACUAUUCGGAUCCUCUCCACGACCUUUGAGCACGGUGAGAACGAUGUGCCCAAAUGCCAUGUUUAAUCAAAAGACAACGGCACCAGCGACGGUGCAAGCAGAUUGUUCUGUGAUGAAUGUGAAGGAUAUGUUCGAGAAGCCAUUGGUGAUAUCGACCAUUCAACAGUCGAAUCGUAUGUUUUAGGAUUUUUAUGCUUUUUGUGUAGUUUUUACCGUUUCAAACUUCAAAAAAUGAUUUUAAAAUGUUAAAAUCGAUCUUUUAGUAAUUUUUUGAAAAAUAAUUUUUUUUUAAUAUUAAAAUUUAAAAAUUUUUAAACUGAAUUUUCAAUUUUAGUAUGCCCUCAAGCCUCAUACGAAAUGGUAGACCCAAUAAACAUGGUAGACCACGUUCCACAAGUGAUACGACCGUUAUCCUUGAAGUCGGAUCCUCAACAUAUCGUGUCAGCUACACUGGAUAGGAUUCUAAAUGUAAAAGAACGAAUAUACGAUGUCGACAAGAUAGGGGGGUCGGGAUCAGCGGUGGAGAAGGCACAAUUAAAGUUGGAGUUGAAUAUCGUGAACAGACAGAUCUCAUCGUUGGACACUCCGACCAAACAGAGCUGUCUUCUGAAGGAGCUGGAAGCCGUCGACAAACAAAUCGAGGACAUGAGCUUUGUGGCAUAG